Messenger RNA from Hydractinia symbiolongicarpus, 3469 nucleotides. RefSeq lists its product as uncharacterized. The transcript has 11 exons. Gene Ontology annotation, cellular component: mitochondrion; peroxisome. The coding region runs from base 752 to 2077 and encodes 441 amino acids. Gene Ontology annotation, biological process: glutathione metabolic process. The record is from RefSeq and is a predicted model, not a curated record. Lineage: Eukaryota; Metazoa; Cnidaria; Hydrozoa; Anthoathecata; Hydractiniidae. Gene Ontology annotation, molecular function: glutathione peroxidase activity; glutathione transferase activity.
GGAAAAACGGAAGAUUGGGUAUUUUGGGUUAAACAACAGUGUGAAUAAAUUUUCUAGUUUUAAGACAUAACAAUAAAAUGAGGCUAUCUUAGCUAUAUUGCAAUAUUUUUUUAAAGUGACAAAAAGGACGUCUUAUGAAAACAUGGUUAGUUUUCUUUUUCUAUAUCGUAAGAAUUAAUUUAAUCGAGACAGCCACUAUAUCUUAUUCAACAUUCCUUGGGAUAUGGAAUUGUUGAUGUUGAUGUUGACUCCAACAUUUUAAUGUAAAUGCAUUUAGUGACGAAAACUAUUUCCUUGAUUUUCUCACUGAAUAUAAACAAGUUGUCACCUCCCCAACUCAUAUAUCAGGUUUACUUAUUGACCAUAGCUAUCUAUAUCCAUGAGAAUGUUCUCAAAACCUUUGUCCUCAAAACGUCGAUAUCCUUGUCCGAUAUCUAUUUUAGUUAGUUUUCUUUUUGAAUUUUUAACCUUGUACUUUGGUUGCAGAUAUUACAUGCAUCGCGUUUUUGUUCUCUGAGGAGAGUCUUGCCAUGUAUGAUGAUGGAGCAAAUCUUCCAGUCAUCGGCUUCUUGUCUUCUGUGCGCUUCUAUCGUCAUGGCUACCCUUUCUUUUAAGUGACUUUUUGGUGAAAUACAAAUCAAGAAUAUGCUUUUUAGGUGCAGGUUGCAAAUAAUAAUCUGGACAGUUCUGGAUGAUGCUGUUGACUCGAUUGCUUGUUGAUGGCAUAUAAAAUCAUAAUCAUUCUCAUGGGAUGAAUGGAUUUGUAGGUGGGAUGGGAAAAGAAAUUGUCUUUUAUUAUGACAUUAUCUGUCCUUAUGCCUAUCUGGCAUCAAAGCUUAUAAAGGAUGUGGCUCAAAGGAAUGGUGCAAAGCUGGUAUGGAGACCUGUAUUAUUGGGCGGAAUUUACAAAAGUACUAAACUUGCGACAACAAAUAUUCCUGAUAACAAAUUAAUAAAAUCUUAUUCAGAUCAGAAAAGAAGGAUUCUUGCACAAGAUUUAGCAAUUCUUUAUGAUCGAUACAAAGUACCAAUUUCAGCAUUUAAAGCUCCUGACAUUCAAACUUUAAAUGCUAUGCGGCUGAUAGCUUCGACACCUAGUGAAUCAGAUGCAGUUCGAGAAAAGUUAACACAUGUAUUGUUCGAUGCAAUUUGGUUACACCAAAAUGAUGUAAGCGAUCUAACGAUCUUACAAGGUAUUGCAGAUUCCGCCUUGUUGAAUGUAAAUGUCAACAAUCUGGUUAAUGACAAGCUGAAUCCUGCUCGAGAGAUUUUAGUGAAAAAUACGGAAGAAGCAGUUAAACGUGGUGCCUUUGGUGUCCCAAGCAUGUGGGUAAAUAACCGACUGUACUUUGGCAGUGAUCGUCUGUUUAUGGUUGAAAAUGAGCUUGGUAACAAAGCUGCUAAACCACACCGUUUACUUUCGAAGAGUAAUGUUGAAAAAGCCAAACUGACAGUAUUUUUAGAUUUCUCCAGUCCAUGGACGUAUUUAGCAAUGAAACAGAUUCCUGCACUAUUAAGAAGUGUUUCUCCAGUAGAGGUGGAGGUUGAGUAUGUUCCUGUUGUAGUUGGUGUUAUUUUUCGUGACAUUGGAACUCCCAUGGUUCCCCUGUAUACAAUGGGUGAGAACAAGAGGAAUUACCAGAUUCAAGAUUUUAAUGAUUGGUUAAAAUAUUAUGGCAUAAAAAACUUUCAAUUUUCAAGUCACUUCCCACUGCGAACAUUGCUACCACUUCGCGUCUCCAUAGUAAAUCCAGAGUUCAAAAUGAUGGAGAAUAUAAUGGAUGCUAUAUGGUGCGAAAAUAAAAACGUAUCGGAUGAACAGGUGCUUAGUGAGAUUUUGUCUUCCUCUGGAUACGACGCAGAGCAGCUUUUGAAAGACGCUCAAGCUGAUGAAAUCAAACUGAAACUACGACAAAACACCCAACGGGGAUUGGACGCCGGUAUAUGUGGUGUUCCUAGUUUUCAAGUUAAUGAUGGCCCGGUUGUUUUUGGACAAGAUCGUAUGAACGUUCUGGCGGAUAUGUUGCUGGGUUGGAAGUUUGGAUUAAAAGGAAAACUUCAAGGAAGUAAAUUAUAAAGAUGAUUGGAAAAAAGAAACACUAACAUUGGUGAUAUUGCAAUGUCAUAAGGAACUGUUAACAUCCUGGAAGAUUUUAUCCGAGCAGUUACUGUAACUAUAAUACAAUAACGCCAGGAUAGGUAAAGCGAUUCGCUUUUCAGCCACAUAAAGCAAUUAUCGUCAGCUCCAAAUAGGUUUAAGUGGUUAAAUUUUGGUGAGUAUUUAAUUUGGCGAAUGACCAAAAUCGAAUAUGUAGCGGGGGAUUUAAUUUGACGAAUGAUCAAUUUUAUAAAAUUUGGCCAGUAUUUAAUUUCGCCAAUACAAAAAAAUGUUUAUUUUAGCGGGGAUUUAUUUUGGCGAAUGACACAAAAAAAAUGAAUUUUUAUGUCUUGGUAUGUUUUAUAAAAAAUAAGAAUAAACGUAUAUAUAAACGCAAGCUUUGUUUUAGAGUUAAAAAUUUAUACUUUAAAACUUGUGAAUAUAAAAAAAAGUUUGUUUUUUUGGGGGAAAAAAAUUUUUCUUUUCUAAAUUAAAAAAAAACUUUAAUUUGGCAGGGAUUAAAUUUGGCGAACGGUAAAUUAUGUUAAAUUUGGCGAAUAUUUAAUUUGGCGAAUGGUCAGUUAUCAAAAUUUUGGCGGGUAUUAAAUUUGGCAAAUUUCGCCAAAUACAAUCUUCGCCAAAAUUUAUCCACUUAAGGUAUAAGAUCUCCUUCAGGAAUUUAAGAUAUUAGCUUUUAUAAAAACAUGGCGAAAAUGGUGCUGUCAACUUCCACAGAAAAAGUGUUUUUAAUUUAUACGUAGCCACAUUUGGGCUCUUUAUAAAGAGCUUUAUCAAGUCAGCAGAAGAGGAAUCACGACGUAGGAAUCAUUUGCGAAUUUCAAUUGUCUUAAAUAUCAUGUUUUGGCAAAUUUCCGGAAAAAAUUAAUUCAAAGUGAUUUUAUUGGAUCAUUUUCUGAAUUAUUGUUUCGAUAGUUAUUCGCAUGAUUUCUAAAUCGUAAUAAUAAUUAUUUAGAGACACAUAAAUAUAAUAUAUAAGCAAAAACAAUUUGAUAUAAAAACUUUCUUAUUUCUCCACAAUUUAGAAACAAUUUACCUUGAAAUUUGGCUAAAAGAAUCCUCCCGCUUACUAUCGUCUUCAAAUGUGUUUUCAAAGUAAAAUUUAUAUUUAGAUGUGGAACACACAGCUUCUAGUUUCGGCUGAAAGCUCGUAAAAAUUCCUGAUCUUCUGAGAUUUAAUUGAACAUAUUAUGCGUGUCUCAGACGCGGUUAGUAAAAAUUGACGCUUAAUCCGCUACUUUAAAUAAUUGCAUAGCUCAGGUUUGAAAAAGAUCUCUUUUUGAUCUUCUUUGUCAUGUAAAUACUUAUAUUUUUAUACUUCGUUAUGCUAAUAAAUAUAUCAUUUUUAGCCAU